This is a messenger RNA of Radiomyces spectabilis, 590 nucleotides long. RefSeq lists its product as uncharacterized. The transcript is spliced from 2 exons. The coding region runs from base 44 to 283 and encodes 79 amino acids. Gene Ontology annotation, cellular component: mitochondrial intermembrane space. Gene Ontology annotation, biological process: mitochondrial respiratory chain complex IV assembly. NCBI's taxonomy places the organism in Eukaryota, Fungi, Mucoromycota, Mucoromycetes, Mucorales, Radiomycetaceae. The record is from RefSeq and is a predicted model, not a curated record.
CCGGCAUUUUUUUUUUUCUGUUUUUCCAUUUUUGAGAGCCAUCAUGGUCGAUCCAGCUGCACCGGUCGUGGAAGAAGAAGAAGAAGAUCCUUACAAUGCCCGGAUCGAGCGUACUGGAUGUGCGCAGGAAAGCGAAGAUCUGCAAAUCUGCUUCUUCGACAAGAAAGACUGGCGAUUAUGCAAAGACGAAAUGUUAAAGUUUCGAGCUUGUUUUCAAGCCAAUGCCAACAAUGCCGGCAGCAAAGAACUGAUCGAGUCGCAAAAAGCUCACAUGAAGCAAUAAAUAUCAUCGAACUAGGCAUGACUAAUUCAACCUUUAUCCGAGAAUCCCUAUAAUAACAUACACUGUCAUUUAUUGCUGGAGAACUAGCCAGAGUUAUAAAAAAAAUAUGCAAGUGGACCUUGUGGAAAUAGAAUGUAAAAUACUCAUAUGCGUCUCUUUUUCUUGUCUCCAAUUCAUAAAAAGCCAGUAUCUAUCUAAUUGUCAAGCUGCAGCCAAAACAGACGACUUUUUGUUGAGAUGCCCGGAUCGUGGUUGGCCAUAACUAAAGGGCAGGGUUGGGGGUUUGGGGGAGAGAAAUAAAGAGUAC